UCGGUCGCGCAGAGUUGGCUGUUGCUAUACAGUUGCUGGGAGGAGGCGACAAGUAGGGUAGCAGGGGCAAAGAUCAUGCAGGACAGCGAGAGGUUUCCUGGGCAGCAGAGGCCGCUGGGCUGGCGAUGAAAGAAGCAGGGCAGAUGCAAAAUCUGGAGAGCGAGGGGGCCGGACGGUCAGUCAGCACCCAGACUGGCAGCAUGACCGGUGAAAUACCAAGGCUUUCUAAAGUCAACCUUUUCACUCUGCUCAGUCUCUGGAUGGAGCUCUUCCCAUCAGUCAAAAGUCAAAGACAAAAGUCUCAGGAAAGGGAGGAAGGAAAGCAUGGACCCUUAGGAGAUAAUGAAGAGAUGGCCAGAGUAUCUACUGACAAAAAACAGGUGAAGAGAACUGGUCUUGUGGUGGUGAAAAACAUGAAAAUUGUUGGUCUCCACUGUUCAAGUGAAGAUUUACAUGCUGGGAAAAUCGCUCUGAUAAAACAUGGGUCAAGGUUGAAAAACUGUGAUCUUUAUUUUUCCAGAAAACCAUGUUCUGCUUGUUUGAAAAUGAUUGUAAAUGCUGGAGUUAACCGAAUUUCCUAUUGGCCUGCUGAUCCAGAAAUAAGCUUGCUUACUGAGGCUUCUAGUUCUGAAGAUGCAAAGUUAGAUGCCAAAGCAGUGGAAAGAUUGAAGUCAAACAGUCGGGCCCAUGUGUGUGUCUUACUUCAGCCUUUGGUGUGCUACAUGGUGCAGUUUGUAGAGGAGACCUCUUACAAAUGUGACUUUAUUCAAAAAAUUUCAAAAACAUUGCCGGACACUACCAUUGACUUUUAUUCUGAAUGUAAACAAGAAAGAAUAAAAGAAUAUGAAAUGAUAUUUUUGGUUUCCGGAGAAGAAAUGCAUAAGCAAAUACUGAUGACUAUAGGUUUGGAGAACCUGUGUGAAAAUCCGUACUUUAGCAAUCUAAGACAAAACAUGAAAGACCUUAUCCUACUUUUGGCCACAGUAGCUUCCAGUGUGCCCAACUUUAAACACUACGGAUUUUAUUGUAGCAAUACCGAACAGAUUAAUGAAAUUCACAAUCAGAGUUUGCCGCAAGAAAUUGCAAGGCACUGCAUGGUUCAGGCAAGGUUAUUGGCAUAUCGAACUGAGGAUCAUAAAACAGGAGUUGGAGCAGUCAUCUGGGCAGAAGGAAAAUCUAGAAAUUGUGAUGGAACAGGAGCAAUGUACUUCAUAGGAUGUGGUUAUAAUGCUUUUCCUGUUGGAUCUGAGUAUGCUGACUUCCCGCACAUGGACGACAAACAGAAAGACAGAGAAAUAAGGAAAUUCAGAUACAUUGUACACGCAGAACAGAAUGCCUUGACAUUUAGGUGUCAAGAGAUAAAACCAGAAGAAAGAAGUAUGAUUUUUGUGACAAAGUGCCCAUGUGAUGAAUGUGUACCUUUAAUUAAAGGUGCGGGCAUAAAACAAAUCUAUGCAGGGGAUGUAGAUGUUGGAAAAAAGAAGGCAGACAUCUCUUACAUGAGAUUUGGGGAACUUGAAGGUGUUAGCAAAUUUACAUGGCAAAUGAAUCCAUCAAGAACUUGUGUUCUUGAGCAAAAUGAGCCUGAAAGCAGAGAAAAUGGUGUGUUGGGACCCAUACCCCGGGAUGAAGAACAGCACCAAAACAAGAAGCUGCGUCUUGCAAACCACUAAGAAGUCUUGUGUAAACUAGGGUGAAGGCCUCAAGAAUUUUUAUUGCACUUUUAAAAUCCAGCCUUCUUAACUCAGAAAAUAAGAAUGGAUUUUGGAUAUAAUUGAAAAAAAUUUUUAAAGAAAGCUAAUUUAUUACUAGCAUAUGAAUGAUAUUAAUGAGAAUAUUUUUAUUUUAGAUUUGUGUGUUUUCCAGAGUAUAGUGGUGUGUUUUUUUAUUACACUGAAUGAGGUAUCAAUAAUUUAAUGAGACCCAGUUCAAUCGGCCAUACAGAUUGAUUUCUCCUUGUCUUAGCUUUACAUUAACCAAUUUGAAAGGGGCUGGUUUAUUGGAUCACACAUCUCAGCAAAGAAUUACAUACCUUUUCAGAAAUAUUAAUUUUUAAAAAUAAAUUUAUUUAAUUUAUUUAUUAUUUUUGGCUGCAUUCGGUCUUCGUUGCUGCACGCGGGAUCUCUCUAGUUGUGGCGAGCGGGGGCUACUUUUCGUUGCGGUGCGCGGGCUUCUCAUUGCGGUGGCUUCUCUUGUUGUGGAGCAGGGGCUCUAGGCACGCGGGCUUCGGUACUUGUGGCUCGCAGGCUUUAGAGCGAAGGCUCAGUAGUUGUGGCACACGGGCUUAGUUGCUCCGCGGCAUGUGGGAUCUUCCCCAACCAGGGCUUGAACCCAUGUCCCCUGCAUUGGCAGGCAGAUUCUUAACCACUGCACUACUAGGGAAGCCCAGAAAUAUUAAUUCUUUUGGAUUAUGAAGGUGUUAAUUAGUAAACUACUCCAGGAAAAUAAACGGCAACCUGGCCAUUUUUAAGUCAGUGUGUGGCUCACAAAAAGUUCCCAUUUAUACUCAAAGCUUUCUAAUAAUCAGAAUUUACUUAAUUAGGAUUGAGUCAUAAAAAUGAAGUUGGUGGACCUGGUCUCCAUUAUAAAAGUACAUUCCUAACAAGGUUAUUAAUUUUUCUUCAGUCUUUCGAUAUGUAGAAAUCACGAUCAUUUGUUGGACUAGGGUGUUUUUAUAUCACUGAUUUUGGGUACCAAAAGGAAGAGAAUAUAAUUCUGAGACAGUAUUACUAUUUGAUAUCACUGACUCUUUAAACCACUAACAACAAACUUCAAAUUUGGUUAUGAUGUUAACAGAGAAGAAAUAUUUUAGUCUGGAAUACUGAAACUAGCCUUUUUCAAGUUCCAUUCAUAAAUGCUGCCCAUUAUUCCCUCCAUAUAAUUAGCACAGAAUGUCUCAUGGCUUUGAAUGGAAAGCCUUAUAAAAACACUUGCAAACCUUAAGAAUACUGAAAGUCUUGAAAGUAAACGUUAUGGUCAGUUCAGUUAUUUUCCAAAUUGCUCUUCGUGAGUCCUCUCAUUUUUAUUUGCUGAGAAACUUUCAGAAAAUUAGCCCGAGUCAGAGGGAUUUGCAUGGCCUGUGGCCUGCAGGCCUGGGGUGUGACAUGCUGAGGAAUGACUGCCCUGGUUAUAUGUGGAGAAUCAGGUUCGCUUCUGCUGUGGCCCCCUUUCCAGGGCAUCACAUAUCAUCACAAGGCCUCCUAUCAGUUUCUCAGAAUUUUACACAGGACAGUCCACAUGUUGACCGAUGUCCCUGCUUGGACAGCAGUGUGCUUAGGUCCUCCGGGUGUUUAGUCAUCAUACCUGGCAGUUGAGAACUGCUGUAAACAUUUCACCACAGAUGUAGGACAUGGAAUAGAGAGGGAUGGGAGGAAAGAUGCCUUUAGAGGUAACUAAGGCUAAUUUGAAAACCAGUGGUUAAGCUA
Molecule: messenger RNA, 3425 nt
Organism: Lagenorhynchus albirostris (white-beaked dolphin)
Lineage: Eukaryota; Metazoa; Chordata; Mammalia; Artiodactyla; Delphinidae
Gene: CDADC1
Product: cytidine and dCMP deaminase domain containing 1
Exons: 10
Coding region: 126-1673 (515 amino acids)
Biological process (GO): dUMP biosynthetic process; dTMP biosynthetic process
Cellular component (GO): cytoplasm
Molecular function (GO): dCMP deaminase activity; zinc ion binding
Source: RefSeq, a predicted model, not a curated record